Molecule: messenger RNA, 1485 nt
Organism: Copidosoma floridanum
Lineage: Eukaryota; Metazoa; Arthropoda; Insecta; Hymenoptera; Encyrtidae
Product: proton-coupled zinc antiporter SLC30A2
Biological process (GO): response to zinc ion; zinc ion transmembrane transport
Cellular component (GO): plasma membrane
Molecular function (GO): zinc ion transmembrane transporter activity
Source: RefSeq, a predicted model, not a curated record
UCUCUAAUAGUGAAAGAAAAAUUCUCCAUUGUUAGAUAAAAACAAAAGUUCAGUGUAAGUUAAAGUGUAUGAAUAACAUUACACAAGUUAAAAAGUGACUUUAUUAAUUUUACACAAAUUUUUACGUAAAUUGUACUUCCCGAAUACAUUAUGACAGAGCAAGCAAGAUUGUUAGAGAUAAAAGCUGAUAAAACUCAUCGUAUGAGAAUGAGUUGUUUGCAAGAGUUAGGAGGCUCAAAUUCAGAUAGAUCUCAAAGUUUCUGUAAAAAGAUAGUAAAAAAUUAUGGAAGCAACUUUAUUUCAGAACAAAACAUUGCAGGAGGAAAUUUAAGACCUAAAAAAGUUAUUUUUUGCGUGCAUGGUAAACUUUCUGGCUGCUGUACAGUAAUCACAGGAGCCAGUAAAAAAAAAUCUGUUAGCUAUCACCAAGAAAAAAGAAUACAGUAUGAAACCCACUGUCAUCAAGAGAGAAAUACGUGUUCUGAUAAGAAGUCAAGAAACAAAUUAAUUAUUGCUAGCUUUCUUUGCGUUGUCUUCAUGAUUUUGGAAAUAAUUGGUGGAGUGUGGUCAAACAGCUUAGCGAUAGCCACAGAUGCAGCUCAUCUAUUCACUGACUUAACGUCUUUUAUGAUAUCACUUUUUUCAAUGUGGAUGGCACAUAGACCUGCAACUAAGAAAAUGCCGUUUGGAUGGUACCGAGCUGAGGUCAUUGGUGCUUUUACAUCGAUCUUAUUGAUAUGGAUGGUAACUGGAGUCUUACUAUUCCUUGCAGUAGAACGUAUGAUUAACAAAGAUUUUGAAUUAGAUGUUUUAGUUAUGUUAGCUACCUCAGCAAUUGGUAUCCUUGUGAAUCUAGUAAUGGGCCUAACACUUCACCAACAUGGACCCAGUGAACCAGGUUAUACCGAUACACACAGUAAUCAAAAGUUGGAUGAUAACUCUCAAAUAAUAUUUGACAGUGAAAAAGGCAACAUACGAUAUUAUCUGGAAUCUAAGGAAAAUUUACAAUCGUUUUCGAAAAAUAAAAAUAUAAAUGUUAGAGCUGCAUUUGUUCACGUAAUUGGUGACUUACUUCAAAGUACUGGGGUUUUUACAGCAGCUGUUAUAAUCUAUUUUGAGCCAACUUGGAAUAUUGCAGAUCCUAUUUGUACGUUUUUUUUCUCAACACUUGUUAUUUUGACAACAGCAGCCAUUAUUAAAGAUGUAAUAAAUAUACUGAUGGAGGGUACUCCCAAUGGAAUGGAAUAUACUACCAUUGAAAAUAGUUUUAUGGAGAUCGAAGGAGUGGUAAAAGUUCACAAUUUAAGGAUUUGGGCACUUUCGUUGGAGAAAGCUGCACUUUCAGCUCAUCUUGUCAUAAACUUAGCCACAUUAACGCUCUUCAUAAUUUCUGCAAUGCGAUUUGCCAAAGCGCCAGUUGCACUCAAACCAGAAAGUAAAGAAAUCAGAAGUAAAGCUCCACCAAUUCAAGCAGGAAUGCGUUAA